Colletotrichum chrysophilum is the source of this 348-nucleotide messenger RNA. RefSeq lists its product as uncharacterized. Lineage: Eukaryota; Fungi; Ascomycota; Sordariomycetes; Glomerellales; Glomerellaceae. The coding region runs from base 1 to 348 and encodes 115 amino acids. The transcript has a single exon. The record is from RefSeq and is a predicted model, not a curated record.
AUGGCUGCGCGCCAAGAGCAGGAGGACGCGGAGUACGAUGCUGAUGCAGACGAUGAAGGCUCAUCCGGGGUCAGUCAGCCCCUUCGUUGGAAGACAAAUGAGAUGAAGGAGCGAGCCACCCUGUAUCGCGCCGUGAAGCAGGAGAUGAGAAGACGCGGCGACCUACUCAUCAAGAAUGAGGAGUCCGACAAUGCGGUUGCGCGCCGCCGAAGCAACUUCAGCCUCCCUGAGCACGUCAAGACAAAGGACGACCUCCUUGUCUACCUCAACCAGCUCGGUCUGCGCUACACGCCCCGCACGGCUACACAGAGACGCCGGUCGAGACUUCGAAUGCUCGUGGCGCCUUGA